GGGAGAUCUCUCGCGAGGAAGGACGCCAUUAUCGCAGCCGCUCGACAAACACCACGAGAAUUCGGCACCGCACACGGAUUGGAUGACUUGCAGAUUUACAUAUUUGGGGGCCUUCAGUGGUGUUUGACCGGAUAUUGCUGCCUGGUUCUGAAUGAUGUCAGAACAAGAUUUGGCAGAUGUCGUUCAGAUUGCAGUUGAAGACUUGAAUCCAGAUAACCCAGUUGUGUUGGAAAAUCAUGAAGUGACAGAUGAAGAUGUAGAGCCUGCUCUGAAACGUCAGCGUAUAGAAAUUAACUGCCAGGAUCCAUCUAUUAAGUCAUUCCUGUAUUCCAUUAACCAGACAAUAUGCCUGCGAUUGGAUAGCAUUGAGGCGAAGUUGCUGGCUCUAGAGGCUACCUGUAAAUCACUGGAAGAGAAGUUGGACCUUGUCAUGAACAAACAGCAUAGCCCUAUCCAAGUCCCCAUGGUGGCAGGUUCUCCUCUUGGCGCUACACAGACGUGCAAUAAAGUACGAUGUGUUGUCCCCCAGACCACAGUAAUACUGAACAACGAUCGGCAGAAUUCAAUUGUAGCCAAGAUGGUCGGGCAGGAAGAGCCAUUGAGCAGAGCGGCAGAUUCUUUGGAAAAUAUCCUUAGCAAUGCCGUUCCUGGCCGUAGGCAGAACACUAUCGUGGUGAAAGUCCCAGGGCACGAUGACAGUCACAACGAAGAUGGCGAGAGCGGCUCCGAGGCCAGUGACUCAGUCUCCAACAGUGGACAGUUAGGAGGCCAAAGUAUUGGGAACAAUGUCACCCUUAUUACACUGAACUCUGAAGAGGAUUAUCCCAACGGGACGUGGCUUGGAGAUGAAAAUAAUCCUGAAAUGCGGGUCCGUUGCCCCAUCACCCCUGCUGACAUGCUGCACAUCAGCACAAAUUGCCGCACAGCCGAGAAGAUGGCGUUGACGUUGCUGGAUUAUCUCUUCCAUCGGGAAAUUCAGGCCAUCUCCAACCUUUCAGGCCAGGGGAAGCAUGGGAAGAAGCAGCUUGAUCCUCUCAUGAUUUAUGGAAUUCGCUGUCACCUAUUUUAUAAAUUUGGAAUCACAGAAUCCGACUGGUAUCGGAUCAAGCAAAGCAUAGACUCCAAAUGCCGAACAGCUUGGAGACGGAAGCAGCGAGGCCAGAGUCUUGCAGUGAAAAGCUUUUCGAGGCGAACACCUUCUUCGUCAUCUUACAGUGGUUCAGAGGGUUCACAGAGCGCAGUUUCAGCUUCUAAUGAGAUCCAGCAGAACCAGCCACAGGCACUACAUUAUGCACUAGCUAAUGCUCAGCAGGUUCAGAUCCACCAAAUAGGAGAAGAUGGACAAGUUCAAGUAGGUCACCUCCACAUAGCACAGGUUCCUCAAGGCGAGCAAGUCCAAAUCACGCAGGACAGUGAGGGAAAUCUGCAGAUACAUCAAGUUCAUGUUGGUCAAGACGGGCAGGUGUUGCAGGGUGCUCAGUUGAUAGCUGUUGCGUCUGCUGAGCCUGCAUCAGGGGGUGUUGAUGGAUCCCCACUCCAAGGGAGUGAUAUCCAAGUCCAAUACGUGCAGCUGGCACCUGUGACAGACCAUUCUGCAACUAAUCAAGGCACUGAUACCCUUCAAUCAGCAAUCCAACCAGAAAUGCAAAUAGAGCAUGGAGCAAUCCAAAUUCAGUAAAACAAGAAUUGUGGAAAGCUGCAUAAACCGAGAUAUCAGUGAACCACAGUUGGAAGUUAAGUGCUGUAGCCUUCACACAACAACAGGAGAAUGGAAACACCUAUUGGACUAAUGGUCACACCAUACUCUUCUCCUGUAAAUAUCAGAGUUCUGAUGAUGUAUUUGCUGUUACGCUCAUAUUCCUCGUCAGACCCACUACACCACCAGAACUGCAUCUGUAUACAUCAGAACCCAACCUUCAAAAAUACAUGGCUAGCCCUUAGCUAUAUUUAAAGAGGAAGAAAUCCUUUCUGAAGGAGGCAAAGAAAUCUAAUUAAUCAAAACAGUAAGACUAAAUUAAUGUUUCAUCCUGUCAUUUCUUCUGUGAAAUACACCAUUUGAAUGUCUGCAGAUAUCUUAUGAAGUGUAUUGCUGCUUGCAAUACUUGCUUUACCACAAAGAGAAAAUCAAGAGCUCAAAUAUUUUUCACUGUUUAAACAGCUUUUUUAUUUGCUAUGGUAUUUAUAACAAAAAUGGAAAAUAUUAAAAAAAAUCCCAUAACUGCAGGUAUUAGCCUUUUGCUGGUGUUUUCUGUUCAGUGUAAUGAAAAAUGUAUUUGCAAAAGACUAACAAUUUUGUUUGUACUGUUGCUUAAAUACUUUUCUA
Rhea pennata is the source of this 2323-nucleotide messenger RNA. RefSeq names its product BTG3 associated nuclear protein (gene BANP). The record is from RefSeq and is a predicted model, not a curated record. The coding region runs from base 152 to 1678 and encodes 508 amino acids. Gene Ontology annotation, molecular function: DNA binding. The transcript has 13 exons. Lineage: Eukaryota; Metazoa; Chordata; Aves; Rheiformes; Rheidae. Gene Ontology annotation, biological process: protein localization to nucleus; negative regulation of protein catabolic process.